UCAGGCUGGACAACUCAUCAACUGCAUCUUUUGCUUUUCCUCAGGAUUUCUAACAUAACUAGACUUCUUUUACCAUGUGUCCAAUGUUGAGCUGCGUAUCCGUGAAUUAAAAAAGUAACACAUUUUUCAUUUGCAAAAAAUUACUUUUUAUAAAUAUAGUUAGAGAUUUGGGAAUAUGAUUUCUAAAGAACUGCCCCAGAAUCAGCCUGUAAUGGGCAGCUGACCAAACAUACUUGGUGCAUAGUGUACCUAAAGAAUCACUCCAUAACUGAAAGUGCUGUGAAAAUGAACUGAUGACUUGGAGCAACUCAGUAGUUUUUUGGCAGUUACGCAUACUUAUUUGCUGGUAGUUUCUAAAUUGGUGGGUUUUUGAAGGGGGGAAAAUCUGAAAAUUGUGUUUUUGAGCACUACAGAUGUUCUUUAUUUUUACCGUAAACAGCAUUUCCAAAUUGCUACUUACUGGAUUUUGAGAAAUUCGCAGGCCAAGAAUUUGGUGGAAAUUGUGGGGUAAAAGUCUUUUAAAACUAGAAAAAUAUUGUUUGGAAAAUUACUAAAUUUUCUGUAAAAAAAAUAUUACAUGGAAUGUAAUUAUCUUACAGUAAUAUUCUCUUAUAUAACAUUUUGCAUUCACUAUCACAUUUUACUUAAUACGAGUGUAACAAGAUAGGAAUUUUUAUGGUGUUGGUUUUACCAUUCAAAAAACUGUGUAGCUGUGAUUUUAAAUAUUAGAAAACCCAUAAAUGUUUUGUCUAAUUUUGCGUGUUUUACUGGAGCUAUUAAUAAAUUUUACUAUGGGUCUCAAAUCUUAAAAAUCAAGAAACUUAAGUAAUCUCGUUUGUAAGACAAUUAUUGUGUGCAACAACUUACAUCCUUAAAAGGUUUUUUUUUUAUGACAUACAGAAUAUAUUAUUGUAAUUGGUAUUUUUGUGAUCUGGAAAGCGAAAAACUGACUUUAAAAAUGUUAUUGUUUAGGGAAAUGUAUCUCUAUGGAUUAUUGAAAUAAAAAGGUACCUGAGCACCAUUCAGGAAGUUGUGGGAAAAAUGUAAAGUACUGGUUUUGAAGAAAACUGAGGUCUUGUUGACUGUGUUGACUUGUUAAAUUGUCAUUCCACACAAAAAUAUAAUUUCUUUCAUCCCAACAGUUUUCUUGAAAAUCAGUUUUUCAUUUUUUUCUCACAAUUUCGUAAAUGUCACUCGGACAUCGAAACAAGCACCAUACUAGAGACUGAAAUAUUUAGUAUGUGUUGUGCCGGAAAUUAGGCAUUUCGUCACUUUUUUUUAAUUUUUUUUCUAUAAUUUUAAAAUUUUUGGGAUUUCUUAUUUUUUUAAAUUUAUCUGGUUCUUAAUGGGGGUGAUUUACUUUUUGUUAGGCCGGUGUACGCUACGGAUUUAAACUUUGUGCCAGUGGACCGAAGCCCCUUCCCAGGGGGCCAAUCUGAUAUUUUGCUGUCUAAUGUGGACAUGGUCAGCCCGGUUGAAAUUUCUCUCGCCUGCAGUCACGUCCCGAGUUUGUAAUUUUAAUUCCCUGCAUGACCAAAACUGCUUUGAGCAGCUCCUGGGCUGCAAGCUGCUACCUUGUAGAGGCCUGCUGAGAAUAGCAUGUCUCGUCACGAAGCAGUCUCCAGUGGAGCUGCGUUCCCACCUUAGUGGCUAUUUCUGCCCCCCCUUCCUCUCUCUCCACCUCACUUUAGUUCUGAGAAAUCAAGCUAGGAGCAGUGACCGGACGGGACGAUGACCUGACGCAAAAACCUUCUCCCUGGUCCGACAGACACAUCCCCGACAUCUAGCGGAGGAAAAAGUAACCGCGGGCCUGGUCGCCAGCGUGCAGAGCUUACCCUCAUGACACCUGGUGGCAAGUCAGCUCACCGCCUCAAGUAGUUCCCCCUUACGCCGCUAGAAAGCAGCGUCGCUGUGCCAUAAGGCACUAUGCUUUCUUCCCGCGACCUGUAGAAGUCGAUUGUUCGUUGCCUUCGUUUCGGUCCGGUAGAGAGCGCGCAUGUCGUGUUCUUGUCACGCCCGCCUCGGACUCCUUCGGAAAUUUUCGGCUUUGAACCGAACCUCCCCCCCUCCUCCCCAGGGCUUUAGCGCCUGUUUUAAUUAGAAGCCUCGUCCGCCCUCGUGACUUAGUUCUCUGAGCUCGGCUACUGACCACGUGUUCUCGGCGUCCUCUGCGCUAAGAGGCUUUUCGCGGGAACGGCGAUUUUCGGUUGCACAAAAGAUGUAGUCAGUUACUUAAGGGAUGUGAUCCCAUUUGUACAGUAGCCAGGCAGAGGUAGUUUUUAGAAAAGUCAUGCGUAGUUAAAUUUUUUUUUAUUUAUAUUUAAUUCCAAAAAUUAUGGUUUCCUUCGCGCAUCCGCGGAUUCUCGGUGCGCGUCAUCCUGAUGUCGGCGCGAGACAUCUCGCGAGCCCUGUUUCCACACCCUGUUUGACAGGGUCGAAGUUACGGAGGGAGAAAUUGCCCCCGCAUGAUCUUCGGGACCUCCAGCUGAUCCCCCCCCCCCCCCCCCCCCCACCUUGUUAGAAGAGUUUGGCCGGCAGUCCGAGGUCAUCCUGAAAAGACCCGGGUGAUAUGAGAUAUAUAUAUAUUUUUUUACUUAAAUAGAAGGAACUAAAACAAAGAUACCAGCGAGCAGUGUUUUAAGGACGUCAUCCUCAAGAAUCUGGGAAAUCGAGGAAACUUAUAUAUAUAUAUAUGUAAUCGUUGGGAGCUAUAUUUGAAAUUUUGUUAAUGUAUUUGAUUGUUUGGUUGUAAUAUGUAUUGUUUUAAAUAAUGCCGGGGCGCCCCUUUUAAUUUUGUUAAUUACUAAGAUUUUUAUUGUCAGGUAUAAAUAAUGCGAACAUAAAAUUCCUUAAUAAUAAACUAGGAAAACCUAUAGACGAAGCUACCGAUUUUGUGUAUUUAUUUAUCAAAUACCUUCUUCAUUGUAAAAAUCCACGAACUCCCAAGUUCCUAGUGUGCAGGGAGCGUAAAUUUUGUCUUGUUCACCGUCUCGUGCCCCCUCUGGUGAUUAAGGUAAUAUUUUCUUAAUAUUUUGCCCUGCAGUUUCCAUGGACUUUUUUGAUUAAUUUAAAAUAAUAAUAAAUUUGGGCACGAGGGGCGUAUCAGUGUGUUUAAGUAACAACACAUGCAACUAGCCAUACUACAAGCCAGAUGAUGCAAGGAACGAGAUUUUUAAUAGAACUUUAACUCAAUACAAGAAAACAUGCUAAACAUUAUUAACAAAAAAUACAGCAAUAAAAGUAAAAGUUUUCUGUUAAAGCUAAACUAUGGGCAAAGAUAUAUGGAUGACUAUACAAUAAUGCCCAAUCAAUCAGAGGGGGUUUUUAAACAGGGGAAACCUUACUUUGACUUUACAAAUUACACAUCAACUACUAAGCAAAGGUUAAAAACAAACUAUUGAUAGUGGAAGACUAUAUAGCAAGGAAUGAAAUUCCUAAAAUAUUGAUUUCGCUGGUACCUCCAGGAGGAAAUUGUGGAGAUUUAUGGCAAUCGUAAGCAACCAAAAAGUACAAGUUAUCCAAACAUAAUUUUGAGAGUGGCGGCUGUGUCAUAAAAUUUAGACUAAAAAUAGUCUAAGUAAGACAUAUAUAGGCCUACUGAAGGUGUGGCCAAGACAGACCAUCAGAGAAAUUCUUAAGUUAAUAACUUGCUGUGACUCACCCGAAGAACCUUGCUGCGACACUCGUUGUGGUAUUAAGCUUCUGUUGUGGGUAACCAAGUGCAGGCUGAGAUAGUUAAGGACGCUGUAUUGUCGUGGUGUAUGUGUGUAAGUGAGGCGGGAUGAUUAGCGCGACACUCACUGGUAUUUCUAGCAUGUUCUAGCCUGUAAGUGCAAGGCUGUGAACUGGCGGUCAGUCUUCUCGUCGUCACACUAUAACUGUGAAAUUGGAGCGGUUACCAUAACUUUAUAUGGCGGAGAAAUGAAGAUAAAGGUGUAAUGUAAGUCCCCUAAGAACUUUCAAGAAUCUGUACUAGUUGUUUUACACCUGAAAAAUUUACUCUGAAAACAUGCCUUUUAACUAUUUUCACUCUUCUAAAAAAAAAAAACAGUUUAAAAAUUUAAUCUGAAAUCAAAAGUACUUUUUGACCCUCAGAGAAUUCUUAAAAGCAUUUGUAAACAGACCCCACUCAGAUAUCUUGAGUAGUUUUGAAAUCACGUUAUUUUUUCUGAAGCUCUGCGCACCAUGUGUGUGCCCGGGCAGACGGCGCCCUUAAGACCUCGGCGUAUAUAGCAAAAAAUCACACUCGUGCGCAUGUACAAAAUUCAGGGGAGGGGUUGUAGGGGGAGGAAUAGAAGGGAAGCAAGGUAGAGUGGAGAUGGAGUGGAAGAGGAAGCAGAGGCGUAGACCGAGGCACCGGACCAUUAUCCUAAUGUGGCUCAGCUCAAUGCUACAUAACCAUUCUUCUAUUUAUAUUUAUGUAGCCUAUAUGUAUUUCAUAAAUUUUUGUUUUACAGUAGCAAUAUAAUGGCAGCACUUAUUUUGCUACUGCUAAUUUAAACACCUGUAAUAAAUUCAUGGUCGUCUAGAUUAGGAACAGGUGUCUUUUGGCAAGUAGAGCAUUGAAGGAGCUGUGUUUUCAUUCCUUUCUCUCUCUCUUUCUUUCCCUUUCUCUCUCUGUAUGUGUGAUAGAGCGUGUAUGUGUGUGUAAGAGAGCGAGUGUGUGAGUGAUAGAGAGAGUGAGUGCGCACACACGCGUGUUUUAUCUUUGUAUGUUCAGGUGGCAAGGUAAGCCAAACCACUUGUCUUGUUAUCUGUGCUAUUUCUUGCUCACCCGUUCACUUGUCAUGUUUAUACACACUUUGGUGUUUGUAUGUUAAAGGUGUGGGAAGGUGUUAUUCUGUCGCAUGCGAGGAAGUUUCGAGUGUGUGCGCCCUGAGUGUUUGAACAAAAGAAUGCUGCAGCAUCUAAAUGUGAAGACGAUGGAGAGGCGAAUCAAGCUGAAGACGCUGAACAACCACAUAACCUGCCAGAUAUGCCGUGGCUACCUCAUAGAUGCCACGACGGUCACCGAGUGCCUGCACACUUUCUGCAAGUCGUGCCUGGUGAAGCACCUGGAGGAGAACAACACGUGCCCCACCUGCCAGAUCGUGAUCCACCAGUCGCACCCCCUGCAGUACAUCAGCUACGACCGCACCAUGCAGGACAUUGUGUACAAGCUGGUGCCGGACCUGCAGCAGAAGGAAAUGAAGCGUGAGCGUGAGUUCUACCGGCUGAGAGGUGAGACGUGCCCCAAGGACUUCCCACCCACAGCGUGCGAGGCGGAAGAGGAGAAGGUUCCCGCCGAUCCACACGAGGAGGACUACCAUCGCUACGACGAACAGGUGAAUGUGUUCCUCGAUACGAAGCCUGGAACAACCUUGAAGGCUCUCAACAGAAAAUAUCUUCGCCUCUCUGCCAAUACGACCAUCACCACUCUCAAGAAGUAUGUCGCCAAGCAGGUUCUUCCGAGCUGCUACGAGUAUCGAAAUAUCGACAUCCUGUGCAACAAUGAACUGCUGGGCAAGGACCACACGCUGAAGUUCGUGUACGUCACCCGGUGGAGGUUUCGAGACGGACCAAUCAAGCUCGACUACCGGCCGAAGCUGGACUUAUAGUCGAGUGCUUGUGUCCCCAGCGCAGGAGUUUGAGCCAAACUUUUAAAUGCAAAGUGUUUAUUUCCUUACGUGUGAACUUAGUGUUGAUUGGAAACUCUUCAUAUUGCUAGGGAUUACAAUUACUUUCAGCCUAAGUGAAGACGAUGUGAUAAGUUGGCUAUGACUGUUGUGAUUUGCCUUCUUUCUGAACUUUGAUGAAUUCGAUAGUGAGAAUUUGAUACAUUGAUGUGUUUGGUGUGUUGAUGUGUAUUAGAGAGUGAAAAUAUUGUUGUAAGCAAAAUACUAUUUAUCUAAAAAUAAGACUAAGGAAUGUAAAAAGAAAGAAAUCUUGUUUCUAAUUCUCCGAGGAUAUAUACAAAAUUAAAUUUCCUCCGUCAUAAAA
Molecule: messenger RNA, 5979 nt
Organism: Bacillus rossius redtenbacheri
Lineage: Eukaryota; Metazoa; Arthropoda; Insecta; Phasmatodea; Bacillidae
Gene: l(3)73Ah
Product: polycomb group RING finger protein 3
Exons: 6
Coding region: 4848-5597 (249 amino acids)
Biological process (GO): regulation of transcription by RNA polymerase II
Cellular component (GO): PRC1 complex
Source: RefSeq, a predicted model, not a curated record